AAAAACAAAGUGUGGCACUGAGUGACCAGGAGACUGGACUGUGCAGAGUGACCAGGAGGUUGAAUAACACUUCACAGAGUGAUCAGGAGUCUGUGCAGAGUGACCAGGAGACUGGACUGUGUAGAGUGACCAGGAGGCUGAAUAACACAUCACAGAGUGACCAGGAGACUGACCACAGUGACCGGGGGUCUGGACUAUACCAAGUGGCUGGAGAAUGAUCCAUUGAGUGAACAGAAGACUGGAGAUUGUUGUACAGAGUGAUCAGGACUACUCACCUUUCCAAACUGACAGUGAAUCUUCCAGUCAGCCCGUUUCGAAUUCCUCCUGGUCUCCUGCUCCACCAGGCCGGAUUGGAGCCCUGCAACAAGGACCAUGCUUUAUAUUAACAUCUUGACCCCUGACUGUGUCCCUGACUUUUUCAUCCCACCCAAGUUCACUCCCCAGCAAACUCUUCAAAGACUGGCUCCGGGUAUGAGUCCGUCCACUGCAGAGCAAGGCCUCGGGGAGUGUUGCACCGCAGUGCCUGAAUGUCGGGGUCACUUGAGCCAUGAGAUAGCUCCAGAGGAUGGUUUUGCAGUUGGAGACAGCACAGAUUGGGACCCCACGUCCCAGGCUGCCCUGUCACUGCCACAUUUUCCCCGGGCCCACACCCCUUACGGUUUCUGCCGGUUACUGGAGAGCCCACACACCAGGCGGAAGGAGUCAAUCUUCCAUGACCAGGAAAUCUCCGUAGGGUCAGUGUUCCCCUUCGCCCAGCUCCCUGCCCCUGGUCCUGCAGGCAGCAAGCCAGGCACCUCUCCCGAAUCACCCCCUGCCACUCUAUCCCGGGCGCUGAGCAGCCUCCUCAUUUGGAGCCAGAAGAAGGUACCGGGCGGCUCAGCGAGGAAAGGGCCACAGAGAUGCAACUCCCUCUCCAGCUCCACGGAUAGCAGCCCAGACCACAGCCCCAGGUCAGCUGGUGCUCCCUUCGCCCCAGGAACGGUGACCCUCGGGCGCAGCCUGACCAAGGAGAGCACUGUCGCACUGGGGGACACUGGCAUCUUGCGGCUGCGGACUGAGUAUUGUGGCGGCAGACAGCGGGUCUGGAUCCGCCUGCUGAGUUUGGAGGGUCUGUACGAGCAGUACACUGAUUGCCAGACCAUCAGCUGCUGCCUGACCCUCGACCUGCAACCGGGUAAAGGUCAGAAGCAGCAAACUGCCACCGUUCGCAGAAGCAGGAAUCCAAUCUUCAACCAGGACUUCUUCUUCUUUGGAAUCCCUGAGGAAGAGUUGCACUCCAAGUUUUUUAAAAUCAAAGUUAUUAAUAAAGCCUCCAGGAUGAAAAGGGGCUGUAUACUGGGAGUGUGCCAGUUGUGUUUAGCCAGUCUUUUACCGCUGUAGGUGCUGCAUAAAAUGUGUCGUGCUCCGUCUUUUCAAGUGCUGUUUUUAUUUAAAUUAACAUUAAAGACAAAUCCGUUCUGA
Molecule: messenger RNA, 1461 nt
Organism: Chiloscyllium plagiosum (whitespotted bambooshark)
Lineage: Eukaryota; Metazoa; Chordata; Chondrichthyes; Orectolobiformes; Hemiscylliidae
Product: C2 calcium-dependent domain-containing protein 4C
Source: RefSeq, a predicted model, not a curated record